Messenger RNA from Uncinocarpus reesii 1704, 585 nucleotides. RefSeq lists its product as uncharacterized. The transcript has 3 exons. NCBI's taxonomy places the organism in Eukaryota, Fungi, Ascomycota, Eurotiomycetes, Onygenales, Onygenaceae. Bases 1 to 585 code for a protein of 194 amino acids. The record is from RefSeq and is a predicted model, not a curated record.
AUGUCCUGGAAUAUACAGAGUCGUUAUGAGCUUCUUGAACUGGUGGACCUUAACUUGACUCCAUCGUGGGCAAGGCUGAGACCUUCACGCAUUCUAAUAUGUUCUUUCACCAAGUAUGGCAACCCACGCAUCCAAAGCAUGCAAUGGGUUGAUGCAAGUCUGAAGUUGGUUACACAACUCCCGAGAUUGGCUCAGGAAGGCUUCUGCAGUCCAACCGACCGGACAUGCCAGGUGCUUCGGAAGCGACGCUUAAGGCUAGAGUUCCCACACGAGCAUAAAAAGUAUGCAGUUGUUGAGCCGUUCUCAAGGGACAUCAUGCAUGUCUGUCUCCUGGAGCACUUGAAUAAAUUCGCUUCUUGCAAAUCUAGUGUUCGUGGAGAGGAAACUCCCGCUCAGCAUUGGCACCCUCUUAGCCGAAAAUUAACUGAUAUCCAAGUAACGAUGAAUACUCAUACACCCCAGGCCUCCAUCACAGGCAAUCGACGAAGACCACGUGUGUUAAGGCAGCGCGUUGGGCAACAGUCUCCAAAGUACAACUCCCAAAACUCAACAAACUGGGCCAUAUCGCCCACACCUCAACUGUAG